AUCGCCGAAGAGACUAACAUUGAAAUUGGACCAAAAACGUAUUUUAUGCCGCAUCAAGCCGUUAUAAGAGAAAACAAGGAAACUACAAAACUCCGUGUGGUUUUUGACGCUUCGUCACAUGCGGAGAAUUGUUUGUCAUUAAAUGACUGUUUACAUUCAGGUCCCAAGAUGUGUCCAGACAUACUGGAAUUGCUCCUUAAGUUCCGUCAAAAUCGAAUUGCGUUUACAGCUGACAUCGAACAAGCAUUCUUGCAGAUUUCUCUUGCUGAUGAAGACAGAAACGCAGUCAAGUUUCUAUGGAACGAUGGUGAAUUAAAUGGAACCAAAAUAAAGGCUCUUCGUAUGACAAGGGUAAUUUUUGGAGCAACAUCUAGUCCGUUUCUUCUCAGAGCAACUCUUAAUGUACACGCUGACAAAUACAAGUUACAGUAUCCGAACGUAUUUUCCAUGCUAACUGAAAAUAUGUAUGUUGACGAUUUAAUCGCUGGAGCAGAUGAAGAAUCAGAAGCAUUCGAGGAAUCGGAACAUAUUAAACGCAUACUGAAAGAAGGUGGAUUUAACAUGCGGAAGUGGAAAACGAAUGAAACGAAUUUACAAAGGGUAUGGAAUGAAGAAGAUUUUUCACACGAUUCGACUUGUUCUAAAGUAUUGGGAUACAUAUGGAAUAGGUCAAAUGAUACAUUUUUUGAUAGAAAUUGA
Molecule: messenger RNA, 699 nt
Organism: Stegodyphus dumicola
Lineage: Eukaryota; Metazoa; Arthropoda; Arachnida; Araneae; Eresidae
Source: RefSeq, a predicted model, not a curated record